Messenger RNA from Lolium rigidum, 1624 nucleotides. Its product is annotated as alkane hydroxylase MAH1-like. NCBI's taxonomy places the organism in Eukaryota, Viridiplantae, Streptophyta, Magnoliopsida, Poales, Poaceae. The record is from RefSeq and is a predicted model, not a curated record. The transcript has a single exon. Gene Ontology annotation, molecular function: heme binding; iron ion binding; oxidoreductase activity, acting on paired donors, with incorporation or reduction of molecular oxygen. The coding region runs from base 36 to 1577 and encodes 513 amino acids.
CACUUCACUCCACGGGCUUAAACAACGCAAAAGAAAUGGAGGUCGUGUCAUGGUGGGUUCUAGGCUUCCUCGGCAAGUACCCGGUAGAGAUCAUGGCGUCGCUUGCUUGCGUCGUCCUGUUGCUCUUCAGGUGUUACCGGCGGGACGGGCUGCCGACCAACUGGCCGGUGUUGGGCGCGAUCCCGGCCAUCAGCGUGAACGCCGGGCGCGUGCACGACUGGCUCACGGAGUUCCUGCGCGCGGCGCCCGGGAUGUCGCACGUCAUCAAGGGGCCUUUGGGCACGCCGGUGGACGUGCUCGUCACGGCCAACCCGGCGGACGUGGCGCACAUCUUUACCGCCAACUUCGGCAACUACCCCAAGGGCGAGGAGUUCGCCGCCCUCUUCGACGUGCUCGGCGACGGCAUCUUCAACGCCGACGGCGAGUCUUGGGCGUUCCAGCGGCGGAAGGCGCACGCGCUGCUGUCCGACGGGAGAUUCCGCGACGCCGUCGCCGGGAGCACCGCGCGUAAGCUCGACGACGGGCUCGUGCCGCUCCUCGACGGCUUCGUUUCCUCUGGUGCCGUCGUGGACAUGCAGGACGUGUUCAUGCGCCUCACGUUCGACCUCACGGCGAUGUUCGUGUUCGGCGUCGACCCCGGAUGCCUAGCCGCCAACUUCCCGCGAGUCCCCUUCGCCGCGGCCAUGGAUGACGCCGAGGAGGUGCUGUUCUACCGGCACAUGACGCCCGUUGGGUGGCUGAGGAUCCAGACCUACCUAAACAUAGGCCACCACAAGAAGAUGAACCAGGCUCGGCAGGUGCUCGACGCGUCUAUCGCCGAGUUCAUCUCGCUCCGGCGAGAGCGCGCGGCCGGUGCCGACGACGGCGCCGACCUGCUCACAUUGUACCUGGCGUGCCAAGCGGAGGUCGGCAAGGAAGGCGCCGAGUUCGACCGGUUCUUACGUGACACGACGCUUAACCUCAUGAUCGCCGGCCGUGACACGACGAGCUCCGCACUGACAUGGUUCUUCUGGCUGCUCACGAAGCACCCGGACGUCGAGGCAAAGAUCCUCUCCGAGCUCCGCAAAAACCCGUCGUCUAGCCAACACCGCACCACCGCCGAGCUGAAGCGACUGGUCUACCUCCACGCGGCGCUGUCAGAGUCACUCCGUCUGUACCCACCAGUGCCAUUCGAGCACAAGGCGGCAGUGCGCCCGGACACGCUGCCGAGCGGCGCGGCCGUGGGGACGACGCGGCGGGUGAUCGUGUCUUUGUACUCGAUGGGCCGCAUGGAGUCCGUGUGGGGCAAGGACUGCAUGGAGUUCCGACCAGAGCGAUGGCUGAACGAGGCAGGGCGGCUCCAGCACCAGCCGUCGUACAAGUUCGUGGCGUUCAACGUGGGCCCCCGAACGUGCAUCGGCAGGGACCUGGCGUUCUCGCAGAUGAAAGCUGUUGUUGCUGCCGUCGUCCCCAGGUUCCGGAUGGAGGUUGCCGCCACCGAGGCCAUACCCAAGCUGUCCAUCAUACUCCACAUGAAGGAUGGACUCAAGGUAAGGGUGCACAACAGACAAGACGAUGCCAGCAUAGGUGCUAGCUAGGGCAACGUAUCCUAUGCUUGCAACUUUAAUGCGCAUACGCAUACAAU